UCAGGUUCUGUAUAAUAGAAGGCCCGGAGACGGUCCAGGACUUUGCAGCCAUGGAGUUACAGGAAAUUCAGGACAAUAUUCGGAGUCGCAGGAAUAAAAUCUUUCUGCAGAUGGAAGAGGUUCGUCGGCUUAGGAUACAGCAAAGACUUAAAAGUGCUGAGCUUGGGAUUGUAAAUGACGAGCAGGAAAAUGAGCUUCCUGAUUUCCCUUCAUUUAUUCCAUUUUUGCCGCCAUUGAACUCAUCCAACCUGAAAGUAUACUAUGCCACCUGCUUCACACUUAUUGCUGGAGUCAUGCUUUUUGGAGGACUUUUAGCUCCCACCUUUGAUGUUAUAGAUUUGUUUCUCCGUAUAUCUGGUCAAGUUGAUCCAAUUGUGGCGUCAUUCACUGGAGGAGCAGUUGGAGUAAUAUCUGCCUUGAUGGUGGUUGAAAUAAACAAUGUCAAGCAGCAGGAAGAUAAGAAAUGCAAGUACUGUCUUGGUACAGGGUAUCUCGCUUGUGCUCGUUGUGCAAGCACUGGAUCUGUUGAUCCAGUCUCCACAUUAAAUGAAGUGGAUCGACCUCUAUCACCGCCUAAGUCAGAAAGGUGUUCUAAUUGUUCGGGGUCUGGGAAGGUCAUGUGCCCUACGUGUCUCUGCACAGGAAUGGCUAUGGCCAGUGAGCACGACCCACGGAUCGACCCAUUCGACUGAUUUUGGGAGGCGAAAGAUUUUCUUUCUUUGCCUGGUUUUACACCAGAUACACACGUUUAUUACCUUUUACAAUCAAGGGUGUUGCUGAUGUGCUAUGCACUGCAAAAAAAGCUGAACCAAAACCUAGUUCAGGAUUAUUCAUUCUUUGCCUCUAAUAUGAAUUUCUAAUAAGGGUCGUUUACUUUGUGUGAUGGAAUUAGACAAAUUAAUCAAAGAUACUUUACACGUCAUCAAUUUGUCCACAUUUACUUUGUAUGAUGGGAUUGUCUGAAACAGUGGGGCCCGCAAAUAUGUAAAGGAAAGAUUGGGAUAAAAAAAUCCCUGGAGAACUAAUUUAUUCGUCCAAUAUUUGAUAAGUAGUGGGGUCUGCAGUCCACAUAUGCGUCAAGUGAGAUCAAUUUCAUCUCAAUUCAGGAAAGUAAACACUGUACAAGGGGUGACAAUUUUCACUAUCCAGUCCUAUCCCGUAAAGUAAACGACGCCUAAAUGGAUAAAGACAAAGACUUGUGUAAUUGGGAGAAGGAACGUGUAGCUGUCGUUUUGUCUGUUCAAUAUAGCCUGGAUUAGUCUAUUUAUUUGUGGCUAAUGUAGUAAGUAAAAUCAUUUCAUCCUGAAAAAAAAAAGAGUGAUUUUUCUGUUCUAGUUACUUGGCAGCAUGUCUGAAGAAGAGAAUACUACCUUGAAAAUUUUGAAAAAUUUUAGAUAUGAACCUUGAGCCGCAUUAUUACCCGCUUGAUGCUUUGUUGAUGCUAAAAUAAUUCCAAGAAAAUCAGCAUAUUUUCUCCCUUUUGCUAAA
Molecule: messenger RNA, 1488 nt
Organism: Striga asiatica
Lineage: Eukaryota; Viridiplantae; Streptophyta; Magnoliopsida; Lamiales; Orobanchaceae
Source: the annotation of a GenBank genome assembly